AUGUCUGUCUCGUACCGGGAGCCGCUCUCUGAGACCGUGGGAAAGCGCAUGGUCGUCACAGGUCCAGACUACAUCAAAGACCACUUGCCUAAAAUCCACCAGCAUACCGCCUACAUAGGAGAAAAGCGUCCAGCGCUAGAGAAAACUGGAGAUCUCAGAUAUUUAUUGAGAUCUGCCCCAGACCGAAGCCUGCCAGCAAAAUAUAAACACGAGUAUGUUGGUGGAAUUGGCUGGGGGAUACCAGAGUACAGUUUCAUCAACAGAUCGAGACUGGGGAGCGGCUUUCACAUCAAGCUUGGGGAGCUAAGUCUUGAUGCAAAUGACAAAGUAACCCACCGUUAUCAAAACCCAUGGCAACCGAAGCCUUCAGUCUUGGACAUGCAAGGAGGAAACAGUCGUGCUUUUCUUGCCUGGAAUAUGAGUGAUUAUGAAGAUUCCCAACAGAGAGACUCCCAAAGGGCUCUUCUCGUUAAACAGAGUAAAUCGCCAGGGCCUUCCCUGCCCUCCAGGCUGCCAAGAAAGGAAGAGAAGGUAAGCUGCCAUUUUUCUGAUCCAUCCUAG
This is a messenger RNA of Alexandromys fortis (reed vole), 561 nucleotides long. RefSeq names its product sperm microtubule inner protein 2 (gene Spmip2). Lineage: Eukaryota; Metazoa; Chordata; Mammalia; Rodentia; Cricetidae. The record is from RefSeq and is a predicted model, not a curated record. The transcript is spliced from 4 exons. Bases 1 to 561 code for a protein of 186 amino acids.